Molecule: messenger RNA, 936 nt
Organism: Mesorhabditis belari
Lineage: Eukaryota; Metazoa; Nematoda; Chromadorea; Rhabditida; Rhabditidae
Source: the annotation of a GenBank genome assembly
AUGAGGCUGAUUAUCGCUUGCGCUCUUGUGACUCUCUGCCUGGCUGAACAUCACACCGAUCCUCUUUCGGAUAAACAACAUUUCAAAGGAAAAGAACAUGAUCCAAAGUUUGAUCACGAAGCUUUCCUUGGAAAAGAUGCUGCUGCCGAGUUUGAUGAGUUGACUCCCGAGAAAUCAAAGGAGCGAUUGGGAAAACUUUUCCCAAAAAUGGACUCAAAUGAUGAUGGUUUUAUUGAGGAGAACGAGUUGAAAGAUCACAUCAAUUUCAUGCAAAAGAGAUACGUUAACAACGAUGUGGAGAGAACGUGGAAGAAUUACAAGGCUGAGAAGAUUGUUGAUGGAAAAAUCACAUGGCCAGCUUAUAGAGAAAUGGUUUACGGCCACCCAACCGGAGACAAUCAAGAGAUCUCCGAUCAAUACAAGAAAAUGAUCACUCGCGAUGAGAAGAGAUGGGCUGCUGCUGACUACGAUUCGUCGACAACGUUGGAUCGAACUGAGUACGGAUGCUUUAUGCAUCCAGAAGAUUGCGAGCAUAUGCGAGAUGUUGUUGUUGGCGAGACUGUUGAAGACAUUGACAAGAACAAGGACGGAUAUGUGGACCUUGAAGAGUACAUUGGUGAUAUGUACAGACCAGAGGACUAUCCAGAGUUGGCUGGAAAGGAACCCGACUGGGUCGCGUCUGAGAGGGAAAUGUUCAAGGAACACCGUGACAAGGACGCAGAUGGAAAGUUGAAUCAAAACGAGAUGCGCGACUGGAUCAUGCCUAUCGGAUUCGAUCAUGCCGAGGCUGAGGCUCGCCAUUUGAUGGGAAUCUCUGAUGACAACAAAGACGGUAAGCUCUCUCGCGACGAGAUCAUUGCUCACUAUGACACCUUUGUCGGAUCCCAAGCCACCGAUUAUGGAGAGCAAUUGCAGAAGCACGAUCCUGCUGAUCUC